AUGGCUUCAGGCGUACCUCGACCGGGCCCUGCGAACCUGGGGCCCAAUGCGGGCCUUGAUGAGUGGCUAGAGGAGGCCAAACAAUGUCAUUACUUGCCUGAGCGCGCUAUGAAGGAGCUGUGCGAGAAGGUCAAGGAGAUUUUGAUGGAAGAAUCCAACAUUCAGCCAGUCUGCACCCCCGUCACUGUGUGCGGCGACAUCCAUGGCCAGUUUUACGACCUUCUAGAGCUCUUCCGGGUAUCUGGCGGUAUGCCAGGCGAGUCCAACGUGCAGGCGCCGAAGACAUCUACCACCGUCAUCACCUCGGACGAUAUCGAGCCACCAACAGAGAUCACAAAUCCCAAGUUGAGGAAGAAGAUAAAGUCUUCGGGCGAGAAUGCAACAUCCAGCGGCGCGGAGGAGACCGAGGCAGUCGAGGCAGAGGAGGAUCCUGAUUCCACAAUGGCAGACCAAACCGAGUCUGGCGUCACAGUGAACAAGUCAAGUCAAAGUGCCGAUACUCGAUACAUUUUCCUGGGAGAUUUCGUGGAUCGAGGUUACUUCAGUCUGGAGACAUUCACAUUACUAAUGUGCCUGAAGGCGAAAUACCCUGACAGAAUAGUGCUCGUUCGUGGUAACCACGAGUCUCGACAAAUUACCCAGGUGUAUGGAUUCUACGAGGAGUGUCAGCAAAAGUAUGGCAACGCCUCUGUCUGGAAGGCCUGCUGUCAUGUGUUCGAUUUCCUCGUCCUUGCCGCCAUCAUCGACGGUGAGAUUCUCUGUGUCCACGGUGGUUUGAGUCCUGAGAUUAGGACGAUUGAUCAAAUCCGAGUUGUUGCCCGUGCGCAAGAGAUCCCCCACGAGGGUGCGUUCUGUGACUUGGUGUGGUCAGAUCCAGAAGAUGUCGAGACGUGGGCUAUCAGCCCUCGUGGCGCUGGAUGGCUAUUCGGAGACAAAGUCGCAACCGAAUUCAAUCAUGUCAACGGUUUGAAAUUGAUUGCUCGAGCCCAUCAGCUCGUUAACGAGGGUUACAAGUAUCAUUUCCCAGAGAACUCGGUAGUGACAGUCUGGUCGGCGCCCAACUACUGCUACCGCUGUGGUAAUGUUGCUUCUAUCAUGGCUGUGGAUAAGGACUUGAAUCCCAGGUUUAGCAUUUUCUCUGCUGUUCCUGACGAUCAGAGACAUGUCCCAGCAAACAGAAGGGGGCCUGGUGAUUACUUCCUGUGA
This is a messenger RNA of Fusarium musae, 1206 nucleotides long. RefSeq lists its product as uncharacterized. Gene Ontology annotation, cellular component: cytoplasm. Bases 1 to 1206 code for a protein of 401 amino acids. Gene Ontology annotation, molecular function: protein serine/threonine phosphatase activity. The transcript is spliced from 4 exons. NCBI's taxonomy places the organism in Eukaryota, Fungi, Ascomycota, Sordariomycetes, Hypocreales, Nectriaceae. The record is from RefSeq and is a predicted model, not a curated record. Gene Ontology annotation, biological process: G1/S transition of mitotic cell cycle; peptidyl-serine dephosphorylation.